Molecule: messenger RNA, 1185 nt
Organism: Menidia menidia (Atlantic silverside)
Lineage: Eukaryota; Metazoa; Chordata; Actinopteri; Atheriniformes; Atherinopsidae
Source: the annotation of a GenBank genome assembly
AUGGAUGCAGCUACCUUGACGUAUGACACACUUCGCUUUGGAGAAUUUGAAGAUUUUCCCGAGACCUCAGAGCCUGUGUGGAUCCUGGGGAAAGAAUACAGUGCACUCACAGAAAAAGAUGAGAUUUUGUCAGACGUCACUUCCCGGCUGUGGUUCACAUACAGAAAAAACUUCCCACCGAUUGGGGGCACUGGACCGACAUCAGACACAGGAUGGGGAUGUAUGUUACGGUGUGGCCAGAUGAUCCUGGGAGAGGCCUUGGUGUGUCGACACUUGGGCAGAGACUGGAGAUGGGCCAAAGGUCAAAAACAACGAGAGGAGUACAUAAGUAUUCUUAAUGCCUUCAUUGACAAAAAAGACAGCUAUUAUUCCAUCCAUCAGAUCGCUCAAAUGGGAGUCGGAGAAGGAAAGCCUAUAGGCCAGUGGUAUGGACCAAACACAGUCGCACAAGUUCUAAAGAAGCUGGCAGUGUUUGAUACAUGGAGCAGACUAGUCGUACACGUUGCAAUGGACAACACUGUGAUCAUCGAAGAGAUCAAGCGUCUUUGUAUGCCCUGGCUGGACCUAGCAGGAGCAUGUAGUGAAUCAGAGGGAGUUGGGGAGCUAAACGGCUGCCUGGAGGGGGCCUGUGCCCUGGCUGAGGAAGAGACGGCUCUCUGGAAACCUCUUGUCCUGCUUAUUCCCCUCAGGCUGGGCCUGAGUGAUAUAAAUGAGGCCUACAUUGAAACCCUUAAGCAAUGCUUCAUGCUGCCUCAGUCCCUUGGUGUUAUUGGGGGAAAACCCAACAGUGCCCAUUACUUCAUUGGUUAUGUUGGAGAGGAGCUCAUUUAUUUAGACCCACACACCACACAGCCUGCAGUGGAGCCAUAUGAAGACAGCCAGGUCCCCGAUGAGACGUACCAUUGUCAGCACCCACCCUGCCGCAUGCACAUCUGUGAACUGGACCCAUCCAUAGCAGCGGGUUUCUUCUGCAGAACAGAGGACGAGUUUGACGACUGGUGUAUGCGCAUAAGACGGCUGUCCUGUAAGAGAGGGGGCCUGCCCAUGUUUGAGUUAGUAGACAGUCAGCCUGCCCACAUGGUCAGCGUGGAUGCCCUCAACCUUACUCCUGAUUUCUCAGAUUCCGACAGAUUGGAGCGAUUCUUUGAUUCAGAAGAUGAAGAGUUUGAGAUCCUGUCCUUGUGA